This is a messenger RNA of Sycon ciliatum, 2982 nucleotides long. RefSeq lists its product as uncharacterized. The transcript is spliced from 14 exons. The record is from RefSeq and is a predicted model, not a curated record. Lineage: Eukaryota; Metazoa; Porifera; Calcarea; Leucosolenida; Sycettidae. Bases 294 to 2519 code for a protein of 741 amino acids.
GAUUAGGGGCGAAUGAACUGCCAAUGAAAUCUGCAAUGUUUCUCAAGCGUUCUCCAAAAUGACGAUGAAACACUGCACGAGCCGCGGACAGUGUGUGUCAGUUGAUAUCGGUGUGCUGAGGACGUAACAAUAAUUAUUGUGAAGCGUGUUGUAGCGAACUGGUCGACAGAGUUGAGUGCAGUCAGUCAAAAUAGUCACAUUCUCGUAUCAACCUAGCUGCAGUCCGAGUCAAUCUCGCUUAGAUUUUACAGACCUUCAGUCACGAUCACUUCGCGGUCUCAGAUUUAGCGAAUAUGAACGGCCAUGAAGCGAAUAGCAAACGACGGCGGGACCUGAGCAAAAGGCCAGAUCAUGUUUGGGACGAUCUGCCGGUGCCGUCUGACCCCAGCACUGGUCACGAUUUGAAUGCCACAGCUGAGGAAGUUCAGUCAUCUAUUGAACGAGAGCUGGCCAGCAAUGUAGGACUCCGCCAUGCAGUCCUAAGCCAAGACAGCCUGGCUGCCCGCAAUGGUACUGGCCCACCAGCCAUGGAGAUUCCAAGCAUGUUUAUUGCAACAAGAACAUCACAAUCUAGAGAUCAGUACUUUCUUCCGAUGGCAAGGACAGCGUCCAAAGUAAGCCACUCUUCACAGCCUGGUAGUAAUCAUGGUACGUCCAAGCCUCAGACCUCCACGCUGCCACCGCUCAAGAAAGCAAGCGGAACAUCCCGUGCGAGCGGCAGAGAUCAGAGUCAGUACACUGCGGAGCGCCCGUCACGUCAGACAUCCGACAGACAACGUGACUAUGCCAUGGCCGAUGUCGACGGUCACUCUACGCUGACUGCUGCCAGGAGCGAUGGCAGAGCCCUACACGGCACACGGCAAGCAAUCCAGCGCACGCUGACACCCAUCGCCGAUCGCCGUCCACCUUCAGCCUCGAGGAGUCACUCUAGCCACAAUACUGACGUAUUGACAAGCAGGUCUUCAAGUCGAAAUGAGAACAGAGGCAAUACCAAUAGUGAAAGUCGGGUGAUGGAUAGUACGGCCUCCGGAACAAGGAAUAAAGCAUCCAGUAGUGUCCCAUCUCUCGGUUACACACGGCCGGUGAACAGUAAUGCAAAGAAGGUACAGGAGAACAGGCCUAAGUCUGAGACUGGGACAUAUAAUCCUGCCCUGCUCUACCCCAGUAAAAGUACUCCAGUAUUCAACUGCUAUCCCAACAAAUCCGCCAAAUCCAGUAGUGUCUUUGACACGCCAGAAUAUCGAGCUCUGAAGCUGGCAUUGGAGGCAAAGAACAAGGAAGUGGAGUCGUUGAGGGUCCGCUGCUCGCAACUGAAUAGUCAAUGCAAUGAGCUGAUAGAUAUAAACACACAUCUUGUGAGAUCCUUUGGAGAUGCAAGGCAAGGAUCAGGAGCUGGAGCUGAGGAAAACCUGAGAAGGGUUGCAGGACAAGACCCUGAUAGGGUGAAGGGGAAAUCACACAACAAGGCAGCAUCUAUAGCUAUAUUGAGUGAUGCUAGCAUCAACGCUGGCGGUGACAGUCUACCUUCUGAUGAUGAUGAUGAUGAAACUGAUGCAGCCGAAAUUGGUGAUGCCGGUGCUACAAUAUUUGGUGAUGUGUGGAUGCCAGACCUUUCGUACCUGCCCACGUCACCGCAACCCCUCGAUGUCGACUUUGACGGCAUAGUUCGAGCUGUUUGGGCUAUCAACAUGCAAGUGCCGGAGAAGAUGAUUCGCCGUAACUUCCACGAAAAUCAAGCCAAAUUCAGGGCUCCGGAUGUGGUUGACAUGGUAAUUUUCAAGAAUGGAUUCAUCCUCAACAACAGAUUCCACGCGUACGAGAGUCGAGGUGGCAGCCGUAUUAUCAAGAACCUGGGUGAAAGAGAGUGGCCGGAGGACCUGAUAGCACAGUACCCAGCAGGCGGCAAGAUUGCCCUGUCCGACCAGCGUGACCUGCUAUACGACCAGUAUCAGACCCCGGUAUUCCCUGGGGUUGGCAUCAAGACGGGCAAGCCAGACUGGGUUACCGGUGAACAGGCGUUGAGUCAGAAUCACGGUGAUAGGCCAGAGCCGGAGAGAACCCUUCCACGUAAUCCGAUGCAGAAGAUGACUGUGAAGGAUGGACAGCUCCACGUUGAAAACCCCACGGGCUUUGAUAAGCUCCGUACAAUGACGGUGACUGCAGCAGCACGUCCAAUCAGUACGGAGGUUAUUUCGACAGACUGCACACGGUCAGGAUUGUCCAGUAGCAAGCAAUGCGAGCCAUCAAAGGAUUUCAUCAGCCUUCGAAUUCAAUCUGAAGACGGCAUGAAAAUGUACCUGUUGAAGAUGCUUCCUACAGAAACUAUUGGUCGCCUGCGUUUCUACAUCAACAUGCACAGGAAAAACGAGUCAAUCACCUAUCGCAUCCUAUCGAGCGUAAGCAGGACGUAUUUCAGCGACGACGGCGCAACACUGGUCAAGUGUGGCCUCAGCCCAGCUGCUAAGCUGUUCCUUGUGCCCAAUGCCAUUGCAUUGGCAGUAUCCCGAGAGAGAAAGUGACGAGGCUGCCGAUCUGAUGAGAAGUGUGUGUGGGAUCACACCACCCAGCACGUGUACUAGUACUUGUAUAUAGGACACUGUGCUGAACACUGCAUGUUCCGGUACGAUGAAAGUGUCAUCCAUGUGACUUGGAUCAUGCUCAGAUUUUCAUCAUAAUUAUGAUAUAAUUAUUAUUACAGGACAAACAGGCAUAAUGAAAAAUCAACACGAAUACUCACCAUUCUGACGUAUCCCCCCCCCCCCCCCGAGUUACAUGUCCAGUUUUUAACUUGUUAGCUCUUUAAAAUUUUGUAUUUACGCUAAUAAAAUCCGUUUCGACAUCAAUAACACAGCACCGUUUGAUUACUAGUACUGAAGUACCUGAGAGAGUACUGUUGGAUCACCUGAAUGAGUACUGUUUGAGCACAUGAAAGAGUACUGUUGGAUCACCUGAAUGAGUACUGCUUGAGCACACAGAAAGAGU